AUGACAGCCGCAAGUAUAUUUCGCAGGAGCGCUGAUGAGUCCAUCGCUCACCUUCGCUCAUUGAUAUCUCCAUACGCUUUGUCUCGCCGGUCAAAGCUUCCUCCGUCGCUGGUCAACUGGCAAAUUUGUGACCCAAUAAUGGACAAAUUAAACCUACUGGCCUACAAAAAAACCACGAUAAUAGACAUGAAUCCAAAUCUGGGAGUCUUCUCAGCAGCGCUGCAUGAACGCUUACAACCGAAGCAGCACAUAUUGCUAGAGCCUGAGGAAUUUUAUGGAGAUCGGAUGAGGGAAUUUCAAAAAACGUACAAAAACUCCUGGUAUAUUCCGUUAGACGGCUAUGACUGGAACACCUACAACCAAUUAUUCUCCGACAACCCACCGCCACCUCCGUGGCCGGACAAUUUCCCCAAACCAAGGAUCCAAGCCACGACUUCUCCUGACGACGUCAAUAGUGAUUUACUGUUCGUCGGACAUAUGGGUAAAUCGGAGAAGAGCGAGAGAUUAAUAGCUCAAUUCAUCAAUUGUUGUGCCUUGGGAACUUGGAUUCAACAGUAUGGACGUGUACGCUUUUUAUUAUGGGUGCCAGACUCAAUAAAGGAUAGAUACCUACCUCGGAGUAUCGCUUCGAGAGCAAGGCCCGCUGCAUCGGCGGAGGCAGUAGUUGACAUCACCGAGGUCGCAUCAUCAAAUGUGAUCCGCACAGGAAGGGGUUUCCAAAAACUUCCGGAGAUAAACCCGGAUAAUGUUGAAGUGGAGGAAAAGAGGCUCACAUCAAUCAAACCACAGGAAAGAAAGGUAAAGAUUAAGAAGAAGUUGGUGAUUAGGCAGAAAAUGGUGGAGGAUGAAAUCAAAAAAUUAGUGGCUGAGCUAUGCCCAGGAUUGACCCCAACGACCCGCGGCCGCCCAAAGAAACUGCCAAGCAAGGAGCAGAAAAAACUGGAGGAGACAAGAGCCAGGGUCCGCGAGCUCGUUGAAGCAAUCCGCAAUGAGGAGCCAAUACUGCCAGCGAGUAUCCCAUGCAAGGAACGCGUGACAGUGCUCAACAGAUGCGACGAGAUCCGGAGAAGGUUCGAACAUAAAAAGGGAGCAGAGGAAGAAGCUGAGAAAAUUCCGGAGAAGGAAAACAAGCGGAAAUGGAAGUUAAGAGUGCCGAGGGCCCCUGGCCGCCCACGAAAGCUCCCCAAACAAGGCGAACCCCCAUCGAUAGCACAGAUAGAAGCGAUCGAGGACAAGAUAAUGAAUUAUCAAGGACUCUGGAUCCAAGGCAUGGAACACCCGCCCUGGUACUACAAGAAUGAUAAGGCGGAAAUUCGAAAACUUGCCCUCGAGAUGGCUACGCUUCACCCUGCCCUCGGUGUUGAUCCGAAACAAGUGCUUCAGCCAGAGGAUGUUUACGAAACCGCUAUGGGAGCGGGCGGCAGCCCACCCAACGGGGACGCUGCUGUCCAAGAACCAAGCGCCACCUCCGCCAGCGAGACAAAUUGGUCCUCACAGCAGCCCGGCAAGACCGAUAGCAUGGGCGGGAAGGGAGACAAAGACACGGCCGAGGUAUGGGAGGAAUACGCAGAGCGGUGGGCCCGCAGACACGAAGUUAAAGCCCGAGCACAAAGCCGAGACGACGAAAUCUAUGCCGUUCGCAACAGACUCUUGAAUAUCCACAAUCGGGAAUAUGAACCUUUACCCAUCAAACCCGCGGAAGAUUUUUUCCCCGACAUCCCGAUGAGCCUCCUAGAGAUAACCCCUAAAAAACCCCACCCCUUCUUCUCUGUGCCCAACGCGCACGAGCGCGAAAAUAACUGGCUAAUUUUUGUAUGGCUCUUACGCCACCUCUUCGUCCUCCGCGCCAGUAGCAUCCUCAACGCGCUUCGUAGUCUCGCCCCGGGCGCGGAGAACAUACUGGAGCACCUGCCCGCCGACGAGAGAAUUCCGCCAAGCAAGAGGGUGAGGUGUCUGGGGACGAUCGAAUUGGUGAAUCUCGCGAUGGCGUGGAAGCGGUGGCCGUUUAAGGAUCCUGACACCCAAUUUCAGCACAUCGAGGAGGGGGUGGGGGAGAGAAACCGGUUCUAUUGAGGGGAUUGUAAUUAUAGGAGGAGGGUGAAUAUGGGACGGAAUGAGAUGGGCUGGGUUGGAUUGGGUUGAUUGCGGGAUGCUCUGUUCUGACUGCUUUGUCAUAUAUAUGCUUGUGCUUAUAAGUGGGGACUGGCGACGAGCGGUUGACUGUGAAUGCCUGUGGGAGCCCAUGUAUAUGACACUAUGGGAUAGGUAUAUAUAUAUCAUACUAUGAUUUUUAUUUUUA
Molecule: messenger RNA, 2299 nt
Organism: Tuber melanosporum (Perigord truffle)
Lineage: Eukaryota; Fungi; Ascomycota; Pezizomycetes; Pezizales; Tuberaceae
Exons: 3
Coding region: 1-2073 (690 amino acids)
Biological process (GO): transcription initiation at mitochondrial promoter
Cellular component (GO): mitochondrial matrix; mitochondrial DNA-directed RNA polymerase complex
Molecular function (GO): mitochondrial transcription factor activity
Source: RefSeq, a predicted model, not a curated record